AGGCUUGCGAAACGCAUUCCGAAUCUUUUUGACCCCUCUCCGGCUCUCUUAGGUCGCAUUUCCGGAGGGCGGGUUCCGCAAAUCGGAAGUGUCCUAGAGAAGGAACUUAAGCGGAACCGCUGCUGGGAGGCCAAGAUGGCUGGGCACAGAUUGGUGCUAGUGUUAGGAGACCUUCACAUUCCGCACAGAUGCAACAGCCUGCCGGCAAAAUUCAAGAAGCUGCUGGUGCCAGGAAAGAUCCAACAUAUCCUCUGCACUGGAAAUCUCUGCACCAAGGAGAGCUAUGACUACCUCAAGACGCUGGCCGGUGACGUUCACGUGGUUAGAGGGGACUUUGAUGAGAAUCUGAAUUAUCCUGAACAGAAGGUUGUAACUGUUGGGCAGUUCAAGAUUGGGCUGAUCCAUGGCCAUCAAGUUAUUCCGUGGGGAGAUGUGGCCAGCCUGGCGUUACUGCAAAGGCAGUUUGAUGUGGACAUCCUAAUUUCAGGGCAUACACACAAAUUUGAGGCAUUCGAACAUGAAAACAAGUUCUAUAUUAACCCUGGAUCAGCAACAGGAGCCUACAGUGCUUUGGAGAACAACAUCAUUCCUUCAUUUGUGCUGAUGGAUAUCCAAGCUUCCACCGUCGUUACUUACGUAUACCAGCUAAUUGGUGAUGAUGUGAAAGUAGAAAGAAUCGAGUACAAGAAAUCUUAAAAGUCGGCUACUCUCGCUAUGCUCCAGUCUCCUUUUUCUUCUUUUUUUGCAGUAUGCACAAAAAAGGUCUACAGUGUUUGCAAUAUUAUUUUAGCUUAUGAAGAUAAUCUUUCACUUAUUGUAGACAGGUUAAGGAGUACUUGCCAUCUUAAAGUCUGUCUUGGCUUUCUUUGUUUUGACUGUAACAAAAGGCUCAAGCUUGUAAAUACUGUUUAAAAUGCUCAGUAGACUUUCAUCUGUUCAUGUGAAGUAUUCCCAACCUUGUAAUAAAUAUUUGUUUAACUUUAA
Messenger RNA from Sphaerodactylus townsendi, 984 nucleotides. RefSeq names its product VPS29 retromer complex component (gene VPS29). The record is from RefSeq and is a predicted model, not a curated record. The transcript has 5 exons. Gene Ontology annotation, cellular component: retromer complex; endosome. Lineage: Eukaryota; Metazoa; Chordata; Lepidosauria; Squamata; Sphaerodactylidae. The coding region runs from base 136 to 696 and encodes 186 amino acids. Gene Ontology annotation, biological process: intracellular protein transport; retrograde transport, endosome to Golgi.